Messenger RNA from Gracilinanus agilis (Agile Gracile Mouse Opossum), 1864 nucleotides. RefSeq names its product nuclear receptor subfamily 1 group H member 4 (gene NR1H4). NCBI's taxonomy places the organism in Eukaryota, Metazoa, Chordata, Mammalia, Didelphimorphia, Didelphidae. The coding region runs from base 1 to 1458 and encodes 485 amino acids. The record is from RefSeq and is a predicted model, not a curated record. The transcript is spliced from 9 exons. Gene Ontology annotation, biological process: cell differentiation; negative regulation of inflammatory response; positive regulation of transcription by RNA polymerase II. Gene Ontology annotation, molecular function: bile acid binding; RNA polymerase II cis-regulatory region sequence-specific DNA binding; zinc ion binding.
AUGGUAAUGCAGUUUCAGGGUCUGGAAAACCUAGUUCAAGACAGUCCCCGGGAGAGCCCAAGUUCUUCUGGAAUUGGGGAAAUGCUUGGACUGAAGACGGCUAAAGGUGUGCUUACAGAGCAACCAGGGCACCUGGGGCCUGAAACUGACCUGUCACCCUAUACACAGUAUGGAAAUAUCCAAUUUUCCCAAGUUCAGCCACAGAUUUCCUCGUCCCCCUAUUAUCCCAACCUGGGCUUCUACUCCCAACAGCCUGAGGAAUGGUACUCUCCUGGAAUGUAUGAACUCAGACGAGUGCCCUCAGAGACUCUCUACACCAGGGAGCCUGAGCUGGUGGAUGUCCCGAUAACCAAGAAGCCCCGGAUGGGCUCUUCUGCAGGGAGGAUGAAGGGAGAAGAGCUCUGUGUUGUUUGUGGAGACAAAGCUUCUGGAUACCAUUAUAAUGCACUGACUUGUGAGGGGUGCAAAGGUUUCUUCCGGAGGAGCAUAACAAAAAAUGCUGUGUACAAAUGUAAGAAUGGUGGGAACUGUGAGAUGGACAUGUACAUGAGGAGGAAAUGUCAGGAGUGCCGCCUAAGGAAAUGCAAGCAGAUGGGCAUGUUGGCUGAAUGUAUGUAUACAGGCUUGCUAACUGAAAUCCAAUGUAAAUCUAAACGAUUGCGAAAAAAUAUGAAGCCACCUUCUGAUCGGUCAACCAAUGAAGACAGCGAAGGGCCUGACCUGAGACAAGUGACAUCCACCACAAAGUCAUACAGGGAGAAAACGGAACUUACUCCAGACCAACAGAACCUUCUACAUUAUAUUAUGGAUGCUUACAGUAAACAGAGAAUGCCUCAAGAAAUAACUAAUAAAAUUUUAAAGGAAGAAUUCAGUGCAGAAGAAAAUUUCCUCAUCUUAACUGAAAUGGCUACCAGUCACGUGCAGGUCCUUGUGGAAUUCACAAAAAAAUUACCAGGGUUCCAGACAUUAGAUCAUGAAGAUCAGAUUGCUCUGCUGAAGGGGUCUGCCGUUGAAGCCAUGUUCCUCCGUUCAGCAGAGAUUUUCAAUAAGAAACUUCCCGUGGGACAUACCGAUCUGUUAGAAGAAAGAAUUCGCAAGAGCGGUAUUUCUGAUGAAUACAUAACACCUAUGUUUAAUUUUUAUAAAAGCAUCGGAGAACUGAAAAUGACUCAAGAAGAAUAUGCUUUGCUCACAGCAAUUGUCAUCUUAUCACCAGACAGACAAUACAUAAAGGACAGAGAGUCUGUGGAGAGACUUCAGGAACCAUUGCUGGAAGUUCUACAAAAACUGUGCAAGAUCCAUCAACCAGAAAACCCUCAACACUUUGCCUGCCUUCUGGGCCGCCUCACAGAACUAAGAACAUUCAAUCACCAUCAUGCAGAGAUGCUGAUGUCCUGGAGAGUGAACGAUCAUAAGUUUACUCCACUCCUCUGUGAAAUCUGGGAUGUCCAGUGCUAAACUUCAGGCCUAAGGGCUGAGCGGGGAGAGGGGCUGAUGGUAGGGAUGGAGUGGACUGCAGGUUAUUUUCAUAAGAAUAUGAAUUAGUUUUAUGACUGUUGUAUUUGUAUUUAGAUAUCACACUGCUGCUUUCUUCAGUAUUUAUGGAGUAAUUCACCAGCCUUCCCAACCAUUCACAGGAGAGGAAGAGCUCAUGGCAUAAGGGCUCUUUGUGGGGAAUGAUGGUUCUUAUAAGAAAGACUCACUCCCUGGGACAAGCCUGUUCAGCUUGGGAAAUCCACAUGAUUGUGGUUUCAAUUUUCUUUGUCAUAAUGGGGGAAGCUCUUGUUUUGUUCCUUGACUUCUCUGUACUGCAAAGACUUUUAUUAAAGGCAUAUGUCCAAACACACUGUAAUCAACUAGCAAA